AUGACAGUGCAACAAUUCAAUAUCCUUCAUGAACUGUUGGCACCACUCCUUAUCAAAAAAAGUAUUCGAAAACCUCUAGAGCCAGAACUGCGAAUUGCUGCCACAUUGAGCUACAUUGCACGUGGAGACAGUAUUCGUACGACAUCUUGGUUUUUCUCUAUUGGCAGAUCAACCAUGUACUCAAUUGUUCAAGAAGUUUGCAAGAAAAUAGUACAAGUACUCCAGUCAAUAUAUCUCAGGAUGCCGAAUAGAGAUAAAUGGAUUGAAAUUGCUAAUGGUUUUCAAACGAAAUGGAAUUAUCCAAACUGA
Messenger RNA from Cephus cinctus (wheat stem sawfly), 309 nucleotides. RefSeq lists its product as uncharacterized. The transcript has 2 exons. The record is from RefSeq and is a predicted model, not a curated record. Bases 1 to 309 code for a protein of 102 amino acids. NCBI's taxonomy places the organism in Eukaryota, Metazoa, Arthropoda, Insecta, Hymenoptera, Cephidae.